Molecule: messenger RNA, 1638 nt
Organism: Lactuca sativa (garden lettuce)
Lineage: Eukaryota; Viridiplantae; Streptophyta; Magnoliopsida; Asterales; Asteraceae
Product: 26S proteasome regulatory subunit 4 homolog A
Molecular function (GO): ATP hydrolysis activity; ATP binding
Source: RefSeq, a predicted model, not a curated record
AUGCUUUCUUGAAAAGAAAGAUAACAAGAAAAGCUUCAAAACCCUCUUUCAGAUCCCUCAUUUUCUUCAUCCACACACAAGCAAAUCAAAUCAAUCAUGGGUCAGGGAACUCCCGGCGGUAUGAACCGGCAAGGUAUGCCAGGCGAUCGAAAGAACGAUGGCGAGAAGAAGGAGAAGAAAUUUGAGCCAGCAGCACCGCCGGCUCGUGUUGGACGAAAACAGCGGAAGCAGAAGGGACCAGAAGCAGCGGCUAGGUUACCCACGGUGACGCCACAUUCAAAGUGUAGGCUAAGGCUCUUAAAGCUUGAGCGAAUUAAAGAUUACUUGUUGAUGGAAGAGGAGUUUGUGGCUAAUCAGGAGAGGUUGAAGCCUCAGGAAGAGAAGACUGAAGAAGAUAGGUCAAAGGUCGACGAUCUUCGUGGAUCUCCGAUGAGUGUUGGAAACCUCGAGGAGCUUAUUGACGAGAAUCACGCUAUUGUAUCGUCAUCAGUCGGACCGGAGUAUUACGUUGGUAUUUUGUCGUUUGUCGAUAAGGAUCAGCUUGAGCCAGGAUGUGCAAUCUUGAUGCACAAUAAGGUUCUUUCUGUUGUUGGUCUUCUUCAAGACGAUGUGGAUCCCAUGGUGUCUGUGAUGAAAGUUGAGAAGGCUCCUUUGGAGUCUUAUGCUGACAUUGGUGGACUAGAUGCCCAGAUACAAGAAAUCAAGGAGGCAGUGGAGCUCCCUCUGACUCACCCUGAAUUAUACGAGGACAUCGGUAUCAAGCCUCCAAAGGGAGUCAUACUCUAUGGAGAGCCUGGAACAGGCAAGACAUUGCUUGCAAAGGCAGUGGCAAACUCCACAUCAGCAACUUUCUUACGUGUUGUUGGAAGUGAGUUGAUUCAGAAGUACCUUGGAGAUGGUCCUAAGUUGGUGAGAGAACUUUUCAGAGUUGCUGAUGACCUCUCCCCAUCUAUCGUCUUCAUUGAUGAAAUCGAUGCUGUUGGAACAAAGAGGUAUGAUGCCCAUUCUGGAGGUGAACGUGAAAUUCAGAGGACUAUGUUGGAGUUGUUGAAUCAGUUGGAUGGAUUUGAUUCAAGAGGUGAUGUGAAAGUGAUACUUGCCACUAAUAAAAUUGAAAGUCUUGAUCCUGCUUUGCUUCGACCUGGACGUAUAGAUAGGAAGAUUGAGUUUCCACUUCCUGACAUCAAAACAAGGAGGCGUAUAUUCCAGAUACACACAUCAAGAAUGACACUAUCAGAUGAUGUGAACUUGGAGGAAUUUGUGAUGACAAAAGAUGAGUUCUCGGGGGCUGAUAUCAAGGCUAUUUGCACUGAGGCUGGAUUGCUUGCUCUAAGAGAACGUCGAAUGAAGGUGACACAUCCAGAUUUUAAGAAGGCCAAGGACAAGGUUAUGUUCAAGAAGAAAGAAGGUGUUCCAGAAGGGCUCUAUAUGUGAGGAAAACAUACACCUCUUAUAUUUGGACAUAUGAUCCUGGCCUUGUUGUUUGUUUUUCACCCAGACUUCAUUUACAGUUGGUUAGGAAAGCUUUAUGACAUACAUGCUUGUGUAAGUGUUUGUUGCUCCUCAUUUCCUGGGAGUAUUUAACUAUGUUAUUAUCUUGUCUUGGUCGGUAGAAAAUCAUCCAACACUUUUUUCUUC